AUGGGCAUCCGCAAUACGCGGCCGUUGCCUCUGGCGAGCGAAGAGCUGAUGCUGGCCCCGUUCUUUAAGCGGCGCUUCCGCUCCUGGCAUCUGGAGCAUGUGCGGCUGGCACUGCAGCGCUACCGACUGCUCACGCCGCGUUUUUGCGUGGACGCGCUGCAGCUCAGCACUAUCCUGGGAAUUAAGGAGAAGAAGCUCGUGGACGACGUAAUGCGGCUCUUCUUACCGCGGACACCCACCAGAGUGCAGUGUAUGGUGGACGUUAUGGAGAUACUCAUCGCGCUAGUUCUGGUUUGCCAGGCGCCCAGUAUGCUGCAGCGAUUCGAGCUGAUAUUCGAUAUAGUGGACUUGGAGGCUAGAGGGGCCAUCUCGACGACGGACUUGAUAAUGUUGUGUGGGGCGGUGGGACGAGCUAUAAUGAAGCUAUUUGAAUACACGGUGAAGCCUGAACAGCAGGCAGCGAUGGCGUAUACUACAGACGUACUGGAUUCGCUUGGUGGGAGCAGAAACGAUUCGAUUAGCAAGGAAAUGCUUUGUAAAUUUAUGGUGUCGGACCGUUUUGCCGUUCACUACACGAAGCAGUGCACUGGCGAAGAUAAACCGAAGCUCUACAUUAUGUUGGAGAAGAAUUCGGAGUUUCUGGGAGCUGUCGAGUUUAGUAGCGAGCAGCAUAUGCAAGCGACGUCAUUGAGGACAGUACGGGACAUGAUUUACACGCAGGUACACCGAGUUCCCGAGGAUUUUUCAUUCCUCUGUCAAGGCCGUGAAUUAAAUAAGGUGUGGGAAGUGGAUCGUCGAGCCUGGUCUGUUGUGCCGUUUGCAUUGCGGGGAUCACCAGGGCUGCGAGCCGAUAUCCUCGCCAGAAAUCGUGGUCUUCAACGACCUAAAGCUGUAAAUGCUUUCGAGUUUCGUUACAUGGGCAAUCUUAUCACACGCUACAAGAAGUCUAUCCAUGAUAUCAAGCCUGUUUACAAGCACCACGCCUUUCGUCUACGGGGGAAAGCGCCUAGAAAACAUUUGGAAGCGGCCGUAGAGUGGCGCGUGGCGACUACUUGGAGUGGCGAAUGGAUGUACGAGCAGCAACGAGUUAGGUCGACAACAAGGCCCGGCAUCUUGAAGGCUCUGCGAGCAUCAGCUCGACCUCAGCAAGGAGUUCUCGUGGUAAAAUCGCAUUUUGGAGAAAUUCUCUCGUCAUCUUCCAUGGAUGAUACUGCAAACGGAGACAAAGAGUGGGAUCAACGUCAUUCAACACAGCUAGAAGGCACGCCGUCGACACCACCACAACCUGAACGGCGAAUGCAGCGAAUUGUCUCGCUGAGUUUGAGAGAGCGCAAACGUGAAGAUAAGCUACGUAAGCAAAGAAUGCAGUGGAAGGCAAGACUUAUCGCGAUGGAAGCCCAACAUCAAACGGAGAAAAACGUGACAACUGUGUUGGUUCAUAUCGAAGAAGACAACAUUCUGCCGUCGCGUCUUGUUCGCUGUGAACCCAAGAAGAGACGGAGGCCAAAAAAAUCGGAGUGGAAAACUUGGCGAUGGGGCGUACCUGGAAGGCUGCUAUCUUCUUUACCUCCGAGGCGCAAGAUGAUGAAGGCUUCGAAAAUCAGCGAUGAUAUUUGUUUGGCUCCGCCACCAGGAACUUCAACAAACCAGGAGCUUGGGCUUGGUAAGUUUCUCAGCUCAACGAACAUUUUUCUUGAAGACGAUGAAGUGGAAGUCUUCCCCGUACUGAUUAUUCGACCUCUUGGAGAGCAAGUUUGUGUACUGGAGAAGCCUUUGUUUGCGAACAAAGCAUAUUUGACGGAGUUUGAGUAUGAAAUCAGCGCGAGGGAAAGCAAUUACGAAGCUCUCUACCAGCAUGUUGGUAGUGGAUUACUCCAGGAUGCCAUUUGGCUGAAUCGGCGUGACGCUUGUGGUCGCACGAUGCUGCAUGAUGCAGCCGAGUUUGGGCAUGCAAACGUGAUGGAGCUGUUAUUGAAAGCCCGUGUUCUCGUCGAUGUUAAGGAUAGCGGAGGAGAUACACCACUCCAUCAUGCCGCUCGCAACGGACGGUUGAAGGAGGUGGUUAUACUUUUGCGAGAGCGUGCAACACCGUGGUUACCGAACGCCGAGGGGAAAUCCCCACUCUAUUUGAUCGAUUUACUCUGGAAUAAUUACAAAGUGGAGGAUCUCGUGCGUAAGGACGGCUAUGAUCGUACGAAUUGCGUAGAGCUCGAGAAAGAAGUUUACGGCGAUAUGAUCCAAGCUUGCCAUGACGGAAAUUUGCUGCGAGUUCAAAAGCUAGUGGAGUUGGACAAACGAUCUGUUCUACAGUUCAUCAACGAACAAAUGGAGAUCUUGCAGCGUACAGCACUUCAUGAGGCUGCGGAGCAGGGUCACACAGCUACAGUGAAUUUGCUGGUGAAGCUCGGUGCUGAUGGUUUCUUGACGGAUCAACGUCUACAGGUUCCAUUGCAUUUGGCUGCUUGGAAAGGAUUCGAUAAAAUCGCAAAGUGUCUGGUCACAAAGUUCCCGCAAACGGCGGCAUAUCAAGACAUAGCUGGUUGCACGCCACUCCAUUUAGCGGUUCAGCAAAAGCACUGGGGCAUUGCAGCGGACCUCAUCUGCGCCAUACAAGCGAGAGGAGACGUGAUCGUGCAUUGCUUGAAUCUCCACGAUAUUCACGGGUAUACUGCGUUGCACUAUGCUUGCAUUCACGGCAACUUCAAGAUCUGUAAGGCAUUGGUUAGUGCAGGGGCUACUACAACGACUCUACGAUGCGAAUAUCGAGUUCCAGCAGGAUCUCCGCAUCUUUUGGGAAGAUGGUGGAAAGGAAACGUCAAGCGAGUUGGGAAACGCAAGAGUCUGAUGAAGGAAGCUGACCAAAUCAAAGUUUUCGACGUCGAAGCAGCCGAACUAGUGGUACAAGGGUGCAAGCAGAACUUCUCGAAUUAUCAGGAACGACUAGCUAUGCUUGAACUUCUUUUUAAUCUCGAAAAUGUCGACGAUUCUAGCCGCGAAAAGCCGACUCCCGUGAGGAUGGCCACGUCCCCAGUAUUCCACAUUGCUGCUCAGCUGGCAGACAUCAAUAUUAGUAUCGCGGUGGAAAUGUGUCGCCAGCUUCACAAACUACAAGUUGAAAUCAACAUGCCACACCCUCGAACGGGUGAAACGGUGCUGCUUCAGGAGUGUAAACGAAUCUGCAGAGUAGCAAAGAAUUGCUCUGGCAUGAGCUCUCAAUACGCAGACGGAGCGAUGGACCAAUUGGCACUUGUUCGGUGUUUGUUGGAGCUGGGGGCAAAUGUUGACCUGGCAAAUGAAGUCAACGGUGAAUCACCGCUUGGAUGUGCGGCAUGGUAUGGACACUUAGCGCUCCUGGACUUACUUUUGGAGGCCGGUGCUGAUAAGGACAAAUUCCUUCGACAAUGUUCGUUCUCGCCGCUGCAUUUUGCUGCGUUGGGGAAUAACGUUGUAUGCGCAAAGAUGCUCAUUAGUAGCUCUGCAACUGUAAAUGUUGAGAUGCCUCCAACAAAUGCCGAAACGCCACUAUACUUUGCGAUUCGUUCGAAAAGUGCAGAAAUGGUGGAUCUACUUCUCCGCAGUAACGCUGAUCCCUGCUCACCAUGUACUGUGCAGCAAGGUUGCUCUUCAUUUGGAGUCAUUUUCUCACUCCCAGAUGGGUGUAUCAGUCGAGCUGAGGAAGGUGCUAGCACUGAGCAUCAGGGAGUCGGUACUGCGCGAAUUGUUGCUUCACCGCUGACAUUUGGACUGCUGGUGUCUCAGUCUUUGAAGGAAUGCCGUCUCCCGAAAGAAUUGAGUUGUACGGUGGAACGCUCACGGAGGCAGACUCAGUGGGAAGACAUGAAGUCGAUUUGUACGAUGAUUGCAAAGCGAUUGCUCGAAGUUAACGGUGGAAGUAAAGGCAUAGUAACGCGUGGUGACAUCCUCUUAGCCUGCGCAAUGGGAUUCUGGGAACUUGUGCAACUGCUUCUGACCCAGCAAAUCUCACUAUCGAAUGCUCCAAGCGUGUUUGGUAUGAACGCUCUGCAUUUGGCCGCUGCUGCAGGCCAAACAAAGGUCGUUACUGCGUUGGUCGCGGGUGGAAUGAACGUCAAUUGCAUUACUCGAAGUGAUUCAUCAAAACCACAGCGAUCUGAAGGACGGAGAUCGUGGUAUGAGUGGAGUGGAUGUGGACACAGAGGGGCUCUCUUCUACGCUUUGAUACACGGUCACGCAGAAACAGCAGCGAAGCUUUUGGUGCUUGGAGCAAAAGCUGAACAGACACCAGGGAUGAGCAGCACAAACAUGCCAACUGAAACGAUUAUCCACAUCGCCAUCUCUUACGGACACUUGACGAUGGUGGAGUACUUUGCGAAACUCGCUCAGAAUAGCUUUCCAGGGAGCCUCCACCGUGAAGGCAAAGUCUUUAAGAGUCUUCUGGUUACUGCUUGUGAGGCACACCAAAUUCAAAUCUUACGCUUUCUUUUGAAGCAUGACGGAGUUGACGGUGGAGGUUUUACCUACAGUGAAUGCAGAGACGAGUUCCAGAGUGCACUGUGUACUUGUGCAACUUUUCAGUUUGUGGAGGGAUUCGAGGUGCUGAUCCAGUGUGGAGCUCGACCUGAUGUGAACACCCUUCAUCGCUCGUCAUUUUCUUUCCCGGGGAAGAGACGUCCACAUGACUUCAGGAGUAAUUCCGUCGGAAUUGCCACAAAGCUAUUGGAACUGGUCCUUUCGUCUAACUUCAUGGAUGACAUCGAUGAAUUUUUGGGGCCGAGCCCAGUCUAUGAGCUGAUGUUCAAAAUCCUGGUUAUAUGUUCGCGGAACGGCCUAUGGUUUGUUCUGGACGAGUUAUUUAUUCUUCAUCAGGACAGCUUUGUGGAUGCUACGAGUAUUUGGAAGCCUGUUCUCGUGCGGGCAGCGAUAAGCUGUUUGGUAUUGCACAGAGCUGCCAUGGACAAUCAGGUGAACUUGGUCGCAUUUUUUCUUCGUCUUGGUGCUCCAGCGGAUUUACGACUCGGCAAAACUCGACCGACGAAGUGUCCAAUAUGGUAUGCUGGAUCGAGAGGAUCUCUGGAAGCGUUUCUGUGCUUGGCCUUGCACUCAGAAACGUUUGCGAGAGACCUGGAGCUCGAUGCACUCCGAAAGUUCGAUUUUACGUUCUUGCCACUUGUUUUCCGAUCUAUUGACGAAUCCCGAGGCACUUUGUCGACCUCAAAUACCACAUGUCGAUGGCAAAACCUGAGUGCGUUCAGCUGCAUUGAACUCCCGAAAAGGCAUACAAAUGGAUUAUUAAUUCAAAAGUUCGUCAACUAUGGACUCUUGAUAUCUCGCGGGCACAGUGACACCUCCCUGCUACAUCAUGCCUCUCGACGAGGAGAGUUGAUCGCCGUUCAAGCUCUUGUUAAAGCUGGUGCUGACCUAACGGAAACCAACCAAAAUGGAGUCACCCCAUUGGAAAUCGCAAGCGGCAGAAAGGAUGGGUUUGGCCUGAGCAUCGUACGCCACCUGAUAGCGGCAAUAGCACAACAAAAGCUUUCUUCAGCAGCAACCAUCAUUGAUCGGGCGUUAAUUCGCUGUUUUGCCCAGGAAUCUCCAUACGCUCUUAGAAUUGCGCAAGCGUUGUUGAAUGCUGGAGCGAGCCCUCGCUUUUCCUGUAAUGCAACGGAAAAAGAAGCUAACGUGUGUGGGUUUGCCCGGAUUUCUGCAAUGUUUUUCGCAAUGAAAACAGCUAAUUCCGCAGGAGUGAGGCUGCUUGUGGAUCAUGGAGCUGCAAUUACUGUUGGGUUGUCAGAAGUGUUUUUGGCGCAGUUCGUGAUAGCUGCACAGCAUCCUGUAAAGCGCCACUGGAGAAGAUUUUCGAAGUAUUUGAAACAGAGCAACGGGAGAAAAUUACUGUUGGACAUUGAAACUAUCAUGAAGACCCUCUUGGAGAAGGAGGUGUUUCCAACUGCCGUGAAUGCCGAUCUGGUCCUUCAGAUGCUCACUUCUGCCUCCGCCAUGGCUGCUACAAUCGCCCAUGCAGUAGACGACAGCAAGAGGUUUUGGGGUAUCGCUGACACGAUCCUGGAUAAAUUCCCAAAAGAGGCAAGCAGUCGGACAGCCGAGUGGAAUCAGAAAGCUGCCCUUCACUAUGCUGUGGCAAGUCUAGAACUUCCGAUUGUGGCUAAAUUAGCUAAGCUACGAGGAUUUGAUCUGCUAGCCCAAGACGAAAACAAGCAGACGUCACUCCACUUGGCUGCUGUUGGCGGUGACGAGACUAUUUGCCGUGUUCUUCUAGAAAAGCUGCACUCAAAUACUGUGAAGGCAACUGCAAUAGACGCUCAGGAUAGCCGUGGUCGAACUGCCUUGCAUCUCGCUGUUAUUCAUGGCCACGAGACAAUUGCAAGUAUGAUCGUUGCUGCUGGAGCUUCGCUCGAUGUACGCUGCCGUGAAGGCUUGACUGCGUUGCUGUAUGCUGCGAAAUGCAAUCGACUGGCCAUCCUAAUUGCAUUAUUUUCGCGAGCACAGCCAAAGCCGCAUAACGCUUUGCUUACAGUACACCAGGAAGCUGGCAUCUUCGUAGCUGCACGAUCUGGAGCAUUCUCUGUUGUUCGGUGGUUCCUGAAUUUGUACGAGAACGAGAGCAAGACUGAUGCACACAACACGACGGUUCUGAACGGAAGAAGAACGAUGUUUAAUAUGCAAUGUAGCGACGAGCGGACAGUCCUCCACUACGCAGCCAUCUACGGGAACGAGGAAACGCUUCAGCAACUAAAGGUGACUGAAGACGGCGUUAAAUCUGGACUCGUGGAUGUUGUGAACGCUCGAGAUAAGUUCGGAUACACUUCGUUGAUGUACGCUAUUGCAUUUGGCCGACUCAGAGUUGUUCGGUCUCUGUGUGAACUCGGUGCAGACCCGUUCACAAGUAUUGAUCACUCUGGAGAUCCUGGUGCGCACCCUUACACUACUGGAUUCGACAUUGCUGGUCUCCUGCAGUGGUUUGCAUUGCCCGGAUGGUACUCGUUUGCUUGCAAAUAUCUCUCUCCUCAAGAAAAAAUGAGCCUCGUACGCUCCACCUCUAUUUAUGACGAUUACUUGCGGCAUUCGAGCUACACCAAGAGAAAGAAACGAGACAAACCUCCAGUGGAAUGGCGCACCCAGAUCCGGACAUCCAUGCGCUCUUGGCGAUUCCCUUAUAAGUCCAUCUUUGACUACGCGUGCGAGAUUGGGAACGCGCAGAUCGUGGACUUCCUGGUGAGCUUGCGUCUUCCACAGACUUUCCGUGGUUUAACAUACCAAGCACAGCGACGCAACUUCAUGCAGGCCGUGCGCUGGAAUCGUCUAGAGAUCGUUAAGACUCUUAUCACGUCAGCAGCUGGGAGUAUUGUGAUUGAAUCAACGACAGGAAACCACUUUAUGAACUUCUUGGAGACAGGCAUUGAGUGUGCAGUCUCGCGUGGACUGGAAGAUAUGGCGAUCUAUUUGGUAGACAAGUGGCAAGGGAUCAUGGAAAAUGGUCGUGACGGGGCGACUCCAAGUGCCUUCGCAUUCCAAUUCGCACCAGCUUUCCAAGUCGCGUGUAUUCGACGAAUGUCGAGACUUAUGGAGCGAAUGAUCGAGCGUGGCGGAGAGGAGAUAAUUGAGUUUCAUCUGAAUGAAGGCCCUGCUCUCGUCUACGCUUUUGCGUUCGGCUACGUGGAGAUAGCGGACUUACUACUUCGCAAUGGAGCAGACCCUGCCAUGGCCACAGCCACGUACUCGGCUCCUUCAAUUCGAAAAUGGGUGGAAUUUGGUCGUCCGAAAAGUGCCGUCCUGCAUUUGUGGGACCUCUGA
This is a messenger RNA of Phytophthora infestans T30-4, 7791 nucleotides long. RefSeq lists its product as uncharacterized. The record is from RefSeq and is a predicted model, not a curated record. The transcript has 12 exons. Bases 1 to 7791 code for a protein of 2596 amino acids. Gene Ontology annotation, molecular function: protein binding. NCBI's taxonomy places the organism in Eukaryota, Oomycota, Peronosporomycetes, Peronosporales, Peronosporaceae.